This is a messenger RNA of Anopheles cruzii, 1966 nucleotides long. RefSeq lists its product as uncharacterized. NCBI's taxonomy places the organism in Eukaryota, Metazoa, Arthropoda, Insecta, Diptera, Culicidae. The transcript has 7 exons. The annotation marks the transcript as partial. The record is from RefSeq and is a predicted model, not a curated record. Gene Ontology annotation, molecular function: cAMP binding. Gene Ontology annotation, cellular component: sarcolemma.
UCUUCGCUACCCCCGGGCAAGUGGUCUGCCGGGGGAUUUGUUAACAUCAAGCUGGAUCUCUUGCGGUGGACCGUUUGUUUCGUAGGCUGCUUGGCACUUGUUGUGGCCGAGGCUGUCGCUCACGAGCAGCACUCUGCCCAACAGUCGCAGCAGCCGAGCACCGAAGAAACGACCAAGGAGACGGCAAUAUUUACGGUAGAUUCACCGCUGCCACGGGCAUCUACGAGCCCUAAUGAAUCCGUUUGGACCAAGGAUGAAAGGAUAGUGGCGUUGGAAGAUCGACACUCACCACACCAUGCACAUCAUCCUGCCGAUGAAACAGCUUCGGCUGCGGCCUCGACGUUUGCAGUUUCAGCGUCGGCGUCAUCCGGAAGCGGUGACGGCACGGUGCCGUACGCCUCAUCCAGUAUCAGUGCCAGCCAUGGGCGAGGAUCGCAUGAACGAAUCGACGAACGAAACGAUUCAGACCGGCCUCAAAAUGAUACGCACGUUCAGCAGCGUUACAUACAUAACAGUAAUGACACAACGUUUCGUUUGCUGUUGACUUCGGCGCAGAAAAAAAGCGGUGCCGAUGGACGAGAUGGUGCUAGUGGGACCACGGCCGUACGUGAUGCCGAUAGCUGGCUGUGGGUGCAGUUUGCCUGGUCGUGGCCAGAUUGUUUCUCACUUGGACUUCGGGAGCAUCUUUACUAUCAACUAGGCCAUGCGUUGUUUCUACUGGCGUUUCUGGCACCAAGCACGGCCUGUGGUGCCCUAUGGCUACGCUGUGCCGCACUCGCCGGUUGCAUUCUAAUGGGACUCUGGGGUUGGCUUGUCGCUUGUAGCCUUGAUGCUGUUGGCUGGUUCGGACUGUUCCUGGGCGUUAAUGCUGUGUACGCGGUAGCGUUGCUACUCAAACUACGGCCGGUUAAGUUCGAGCGGGAAAUCGAAUCGGUGUACGUGGCCUUGUUCAAGCCGUUGCGUGUGUCACGCCACCAGUUCAAGAAGGUGCUGAACUGCAUGAAGAUCGUGCGGGCGCUCAAGUUCCAGGAAAUCUAUGUGCAGGAAAAAGUUACCAAAGUUGAUAGUUUGUCACUUGUGCUGUCGGGAAAAUUAGUAGUUUCACAGAAUCAAAAAGCGCUUCAUAUAGUAUUUCCCCAUCAGUUUCUCGAUUCACCCGAAUGGUUCGGUGUCUCAACCGACGAUUUUUUUCAGGUGUCCAUCAUGGCGAUGGAGGAAUCGCGCGUCCUGAUCUGGCAUCGUGACAAGUUGAAGCUGUCGAUCAUGGCGGAACCGUUCCUGCAGACCGUGUUCGACCACAUCCUCAGCAGGGACGUAGUCAAAAAGCUAAUACAGGUCACCCAAGUCAGUGAAACGAUGGCCCAGAGCAACGAUUGCAUCUCGUCCGGCGAUGGAGACGACUCGGAGGACAAACCGAUGCUAGUGAUAAAAAGCAAGAUGUCCGACAACGGAGGUCACGGCAUUACCGCCCUCAUAAAUCGUCAACUACAAGCCCUUCCCCGGAUCUCGAAGUAUUAUUACUGCGUAGCAAACGAUCAUAAUGCCUGGCGACUGGGGAGAAUUGAUGAGACUGACCACGAAACAGCGGUAUAGGUGAAGGAUGUCAGGAAAUAGCGGUUAACUGGUGGCCUGGUGUACAUGCUGCAGCGGAUGCGAACAUCCUUUUCAACAAAUUAUGUGAUAAUAUCGAUGUUAAUUAUAAGGGGCAGCAACGCAAUGCCAAUGCGAAAAUUGAGCCUCUAUGUAUCGUUGACUAAGUUUUUGCACCGGUCACACUCAUUCACAGGGGGUUAAACAUAUAGGUAUCACUUACGAAGAAUGGUAAUCACUCAGAGCAUAUUCGGGUCCCACAUUGUACUGUAUUCCAAGGGUGGGCUUUGCCACAACGGACUUUGCGCUGAACGCACGUUGACGAGGUUUACUUUCUAGGUAACAAUUGCCUUUCCGUUCUACUUCUAAGUAACGU